AUGCAGGAACAACCUACUACAGGUAAGGAUGAAGAGGACACCAAUAAUCAACCAGAGGAGCAAGAAGAUCAAGCAAAAUACGAAUCAAGUAAGGAUUCACCAUCAACAAAUCAGCACAGCACAAAACAUAUUCAGAAAAACCAAGUUGCAGUCAGUCAUCAUAGCAAGACCACAGGUAUUGACUUAAGUCUCCCAACACCCCAUGACCCCAAUAUUUUACAUGUGGAGCAUGCUGUGCAUGUUGUUGAAUUCUCUGGAGGGAUGGUUGGAGGGAUACAAGAGAAAAAAACUAACCUGCAGGAUGGGGUGACCAAAGGGAGGGAAUUGACUCAUGUUCUGCAUGAGGGGGAAUACACUGACCAAAUUAGAGACCAUAGAGCCCCUGCUACCCCUCAGAACAGGAAGAGCCAGACACAAAAUCAGUAUGCAGAGGAUCAGCAUAUACAGAGUACAGGCAAGGAAAAUCAAGAUGCAGAAAUCAGAUCUCAGGGACAUCUACAAGCAGGUACCACAGGGAAGCACAUUACUGGUAUUCCACAAGAGAAGGAAGGAAUAAAUUUUCAGAUUCCCCAGCACUCUAAGGUUCCAGGGGAACCACCUGAUAAGCCUCCUAACAAUAAAUCUCAAGCCAGGUUAAGCAAAAAAAGGAGAGAUGCUAUAAAAAAGAGAAAACAAAAAGAAUCUGAUCCAGUCAAGGAGCAACAGAGACAAAAGGAGGCGGAGGAGGAAUUUGAUGAAUAUGGGGUCAACAAUUCUGAGGAUGAAUAUGACCAAGACACACAGUCCAUUGAUGCUGAUGAGGAUGAAGAGGAGGAGAUCAGUAAUCAGUUAAUUAAGGCCUUUGGAUCCACAUUCCACACUGAAUAUCAAGAAGAGGUUCAAGAAGUCACCGGGAAACAAGGUCUAUCUCCUAGAGGAAGAAAAGAGACAAGACAAACCACUAAAUCUAACAGCGCAUCUGCUACAAUUAGCAGACCAAAUACUAGAGCUAAAAGCAGAGAUAGCUCGCAAAUCAAUAGCUAUAGAAUUCAGCUUAAUAUGGACAAGGCUCACAGUAAUCCUAAUGCUAAGAUUUGGCUUUUUUGGGCUGGAGAGUUGGAGUGUAAUGUUCUUGAUACUGAUGAGCAACACACUACCUGUGAACUGAAGCAUUUAGACUACCCAGAGAAAUUUAUUAUUUCUUAUGUAUAUGCUAAAUGCAAAGAUCAACUUAGGAGACCUUUGUGGGAUAAUUUGAUGCAAGUUUCUGAAACUAAUCUUCCUUGGUGCACGAUUGGAGACUUCAAUGUGAUUACUUCCACUCAAGAGAAACAAGGAGGCAGGGAAUACAACAUGAAUAAGAGCUUUGAGUUUAUUAGUGUCAUUGAGCCUUGUGGCUUGAUUGACAUUGGAUACAAUGGUCAACCAUUCACUUGGUGCAAUCAAAGAGCUGAGGAGGCUAGAAUUUGGAAGAGGCUUGAUAGGGCCAUGGUGAAUGAUAAAUGGCUUGAAAGUAUGCCCCAAACCACUAUUACUCAUCUGCCAUCAGUGGGGUCAGAUCAUUGUCCCCUGCUGUUGGAAAUGACUACGAGACAAGAUCAGGUUACAAGGUAUUUCAAAUUCCUUAACUGUUGGACAGAAAACCCUAACUUCUAUGCAACUGUUAAGGAAUGUUGGGAAAAGGAAGUGUCUGGUAAUCCCAUGUGGUCCUUACACACUAAAAUGAGGAGGCUAACUAACACUCUGAGUAAUUGGUCAAGGGUGGAAUAUGGGGAUAUAUUUGCAAAAGCUAAGGAGUAUGAAGAACAGGUCAGAGGUGCUGAAGAAACUCUCAUCACUGCUAAUACUGAAGAAAACAGGUCCAAGCUACAUAACAUCAAUGCCCAAUACAUUAGAUAUUUGAAGCUGGAACAGUCAAUCCUCAAACAGAAAACUCAGCUACAUUGGUUCAAGGAAGGGGAUGCAAAUACCAAGUAUUUUCAUGCACUUAUGAGGGGAAGAAGGAGGAGACUUUUCAUUCAUAAAAUCUCUAUAGAUGAAGGAGAUUGGAUACAAGGAGAUGAUAACAUUGCUAAAGAAGCGUGUCAAUACUUUCAGAACAUAUUCACUGGGCAUACUGCCAGAAUCAGUGAAGGUGUUCUGCAGUGCAUUCCCAGAAUGGUUACUCAAGAUCAGAACCAGGCCCUUGACAGUAUUCCAACCUUGGAUGAGUUGAAACAGGUAGUAAUGUCUAUGAAUCCUCAUUCAGCUCCAGGUCCUGAUGGAAUAAGAGGAAACUUCUACCAGUCUUGUUGGGAUAUUAUUAAAGAAGACUUACUGGCAGCAGUUCAAUCCUUUUUUACUGGACACAUUAUGCCUAAAUUCAUGACUCAUGCGUGUUUGGUUCUCCUCCCUAAAGUGGACCAUCCAAACAAGCUUAAUGAGUUUAGACCUAUCAGCCUCAGCAACUUCUCCAACAAAAUUAUUUCCAAAAUUCUAAGCACCAGACUUGCUCCUAUCCUCCCUAGCCUAAUUUCAGAAAACCAAUCUGGUUUUGUUAGGGGAAGGAACAUAUCUGAAAACAUCAUGCUGGCCCAAGAAAUCAUCCAUGGCAUUAAAAAACCCAAAGAAGGUGAUAACGUAGUGAUCAAGCUUGACAUGGCAAAAGCCUAUGACAGAGUGUCUUGGUCCUAUACUUGCUUGGUCUUGAGGAAAAUGGGGUUUGGAGAGCUCUUCAUUGACAGGGUCUGGAGAAUUAUGAGUAACAAUUGGUACUCUGUGAUCAUUAAUGGCAAAAGGCAUGGCUUCUUCCACUCCACAAGGGGUCUCAAACAAGGUGAUCCCCUCUCCCCAGCCCUAUUUAUUUUAGGAGCUGAGGUAUUAUCCAGAAUGCUGAAUCUCCUUCAUCAGAAUCAAAUGUAUAAGGGGUUCCAGAUGGAGCUCAGAGGCCCUCAAAUCAACCAUUUAAGUUUUGCUGAUGAUAUUAUCAUAUUCACGGCUGGAACCAGGCAGUCUGUGCAGCUUAUUAUGAAGACAAUCUCGACUUAUGAGGCAGUUUCUGAUCAACUCCUAAACAAGUCCAAAAGUCAUUUUAUGGUCCCUUCAAAUACCAGUUCUGAUAUCAUUGCUGGGAUACAGGAGAUCACUGGGUUCAGCAGGAAAGAGAGUCCCAUUAAUUACCUAGGGUGCCCCCUAUACAUUGGUGGACAAAGAAUCAUAUAUUAUUCUGACCUGGUGGACAAAGUGGUCAAGAAAAUCAGUGGUUGGCAUUCCAGAAUUCUUAACUUUGGAGGUAGAGUCACUUUAGUGAAACAUGUUCUGCAAUCUAUUCCUAUUCACACUAUGGCUGCUAUAUCUCCUCCAAAAACUACUAUCAAAUAUCUGAAGAACAUCAGAGCUGAUUUUUUCUGGGGAAUGGACAAAGAAAGGAAAAAGUACCAUUGGGCCUCAUGGGAAACUCUCAGCUAUCCUUGUGAUGAAGGGGCUAAAUACUGUCAAAGAGCCAACCCAGUGGCUAAGAAAUGGGAUACGGGCCAGUCUUUGGUUUGGAAAUAUCUCCUUAAAAACAAACCCAGUGUGGAGCCCUACAUUACCUGGAAAAUACACUCAGGAAGCUCUUCCUUUUGGUGGGAUAACUGGCUUGGAAAUGGACCUUUGGCUGAUCACAUGGACAAUAUUUCUAGUUUAAACAAUCUCCAAGUCUCUUAUUUUAUUGAAGAAGGACAAUGGAAGGAAACAUUAGUGAGACAACAUGCUCCUCCUCUCAUUGUUCCUAUCAUUCUUAAUAUUCAUAUUCAACAUCAGGGAGAAACUCCUGAUGAAGCAAUCUGGACUCCAGCAGACAGUGGCCAAUUCUCUAUAUCAUCUGCAUGGGAAAUUAUCAGAAAAAAACAGGCCAAGGAUCUAAUCAACACUAUCAUUUGGCAUAAAAAUGUCCCAUUCAAAGUGUCUUUCUUUAUUUGGAGAGCUUUGAGAAGCAAGUUGCCAACCAACGAAAAGCUCGCCAGUUUUGGAAUCGAGCCAGUCAACUGCUACUGCUGUCACAGACCUGGGAGAGAUGAUAUUGAUCACAUCCUUGUGUCUGGAAAUUUUGCUAACCACAUCUGGAAAGUCCAUACAGCACUUCUGGGAAUUGAACACUCAUACACCACUUUGAGAUGCCUACUGAUGAAAUGGAAAAGUAGCCAACACAGCAGCGAGGUUCACAAACUAUUACAUCAAGCACUCCCUAUCCUUAUUUGCUGGAAUCUGUGGAAAAACAGGUGCUCCGCUAAAUAUGGAGGCAAGCAAUCCAGCAUUGGUAGAGUCAAGUAUCUCAUAUUCAAAGAUAUUAUGCAAUUAUUUAUCACGGUAUUCCCAUACUUACAAUGGCCCAGCAAUUGGAAGGACGUGAUCAGUAUGAUCGAGAACUGCAGGCAUGAGCUUAAGGUAAUUCCAGUCGGCUGGGACAAACCUAUUAUGGGAUUGUACAAGCUGAAUACAGAUGGUAGUGCUCUUACCAAUCCAGGAAAGAUUGGGGGAGGAGGAAUUCUAAGAGAUGGACAAGGCAACUUAGUUUAUGCAUAUGCUAUACCUCUUGGAUUUGGUACCAGCAACAAAGCAGAGAUACAGGCAGCUGCAUAUGGAGUCAAUUGGUGUGUGUAA
Solanum verrucosum is the source of this 4602-nucleotide messenger RNA. RefSeq lists its product as uncharacterized. Lineage: Eukaryota; Viridiplantae; Streptophyta; Magnoliopsida; Solanales; Solanaceae. The record is from RefSeq and is a predicted model, not a curated record. Gene Ontology annotation, molecular function: nucleic acid binding; RNA-DNA hybrid ribonuclease activity. Bases 1 to 4602 code for a protein of 1533 amino acids. The transcript is spliced from 3 exons.